AUUAAAUAAAUUUAAAAACGGAUUAAUGAUGAAAUACUUAGUCCUAACAAUUUGCACCAUGACUGUAUUAGGAUUCAUUAAACCCUAAUAUGACUCAGGUAUUGAUUAGAGUUUACAUUGGGCAUAAACUCCCUAUCAUGCUUUAUAAUAAAGUGUUGAGUAAUUCAUCCUUAUAUACAUUGAUUAGAGUGGGAAGAAGUUUCUAAACAUUAGUCAAAUUCAAUAAGCCAUUCAAAUCAACACCUACAGUAAUAUUAGCACCAAUUAAAUAUGAUUUUGGAGAUGGUUUACCAUAAGGUUUCGAUAUUUAAUUGACAUCUGUUAAUACAGUUGGUUUUACUAUUACAUAUGUUGCAUUGACACCUGCUACAAUCUUUGGUUUUGAUGUUUCUUGGGCUGCUAUUUUAGAUAGCAAUAUCUAUACAUAUGAAUUGCAAACUAAUAAUUUACCUACUGUUAAAUCAAAUAAAGAGGGUGCCACUAGAAUAUAAAGAUUAGAAGUAACAUUCCCAGAAAAUUGGUCACUUAAAACUCCACCGAAUAUUGCUCUAUUCAUUUUAGGUCUCAAAAUGGUUGAAGCAUGGCCUAAAAUUACUGCUGAAAACGUAGGUACUACUAAAACAUCCACAUAAAUUAAAAUUACUGUUGGAGUAAGAGGAACUUUAGAAUUCAUUAGAGUUAAUAUGAUUAUAGGUGAAAAAGAUACCUUAUUAGUUGGAACUAUUAAUCAUAAAACUACAGGAGCUAAAGAUCCAUUAAAUAUUAUCAAUCCUGAAUCAGAAAGAGUUUAAAAAUAUGAUGACAAAAUUACUGAUAAAGAUUUCCUUAAAACACCUAGAUAUUCAUUAUAUGGAAUCAAUGGUUUAUAUUAUAACUAUGGUGCUUUCUGCAGAUUUUUAACUAAAAAUUAUUUACUUGUUAAAGAUUAAAUCUCAGUUGAAAUUGGAACAUGUAAUUCUUAUAUAUUAUUAUCAUAAUCUAGGGUAGAAUUCAUAAUUAAUGGAAGGAUCUAUUUAAUGGUUUGUUUAUGUUCCUAAACCUGAUGCUGGUGUUUCUGAUCCUGAUUGUGCUUAAGUAUGGGAAUCAUGCAACUAUCAAGGAGAUUCAUUCACUGUUUGUGAUAGAAAAAUGUCAUUCCCUAAAGAUGGAUGGAAUAAACCAGUAAUCAUAUUAUAUAUUCUAGGUUAAAAGUUUCAAAGUUCCUGAUGGAAAAGUUCUUAAAGUUUAUAAUGAAGAAAACCUUAAAGGAUUAUCAAUCAGAAUUGAAAAAGAUUUACCAUGUAUGGAAGUACCUAAAUUCUCCUUCUUACAACUUGUAGGAAGCUUAGGAGAUGAUUAAUUUUGGGAAAACGACUGAGACGCUAUAUCAUUAAAAUUACAUUCUAUUCAAAUAUUUUU
Molecule: messenger RNA, 1398 nt
Organism: Paramecium sonneborni
Lineage: Eukaryota; Ciliophora; Oligohymenophorea; Peniculida; Parameciidae
Source: the annotation of a GenBank genome assembly